This is a messenger RNA of Chara braunii, 2448 nucleotides long. The record is from the annotation of a GenBank genome assembly. NCBI's taxonomy places the organism in Eukaryota, Viridiplantae, Streptophyta, Charophyceae, Charales, Characeae.
GCGAGCGUGACCCAUCUGUCCCCCCCGCCCCAGUCCCCGCCGACUUCGGAACGGGAUUGCUGCCGCUCGUUCCCGAUACCGCUCCCCUGCAAUCCCGUUCGUUCCCGAUACCGCUCCCCUGCCGCUUCUACUUGAGUCGCCCGCUGGCCCUCUACGCUGGCCCUCUGCGUUGGGAUCGGUUGCUCAGAAAAAGGCGCCACAGGAAGGCGGAGGGAGGGAGCUUGCGAAGUGUGAAGAACGAAGUAGGAGGAAGGUGCACACAUACACACAGAGAAGUCCCUCCGAUCCUCGACGCCAUUCCCCAGAGUGAUCAACGUUGCCCUCCUCCCGCAUUUCGAGGGUCAUAUUUCAGCGGUUAAUCACACACACCUUCGAGAUCUCCUUGCAGAUGAGGGUCGCUCCGCCUCCUUGAUCAAGGACUUCAAUGGAACUGUUGUUGAUCUUUCACGCCAAAGAGUUGUAAAGGAGACCAUGGACCUGCUCUUGAAUUUGGCGACGGAGGCAAAGGUGAACGAGAAGAUUGGAAAAAUGUUCGCAGGAGAGCGGAUCAACGAGACAGAGAAUCGGGCAGUAUUGCAUGUGGCACUACGCGCUCCCAAAGAUGAGGUCAUAACGUGUGAUGGUCAGAAUGUUGUUCCGGCUGUGCACGAGGUGUUGGACAAGAUCAAGGCUUUCUCGGAAAAAGUCCGAAGUGGCAAAUGGGUCGGAGCAACGGGCAAGCCGCUUACGGAUGUUGUCUGCAUUGGAAUCGGAGGAAGCUUCCUUGGCCCGCUGUUUGUCCACACUGCUUUGCAGACAGAGCCGAAGUGUGCAGAAGCUGCUGGGAAGCGACAACUCAGAUUCCUGUCAAAUGUUGAUCCCAUCGACGUCGCCUUGGCACUUGAUGGGCUUGAGCCGGAGACCACGUUGGUGGUUAUUGUCUCAAAGACUUUCACAACUGCAGAGACUAUGCUGAACGCUAGAACUGUGAGGAGCUGGAUCAUUGCUGCACUUGGGAAGGAUGCAGUUGCGAAGCAUAUGGUUGCCGUGAGUACCAACUUGAAGUUGGUUAGCGAGUUUGGAAUUGACACGGCCAAUGUUUUCGCUUUCUGGGACUGGGUGGGAGGGAGAUUUAGCGUUUGUAGUGCUGUUGGCGUGGUGCCUCUUGCGCUGCAGUAUGGAUUUGAAAACGUUGAGGAAUUCUUGCAGGGAGCUUGGGAUGUGGACAAGCACUUCCGUGAUGCUUCAUUGGAAAGCAAUAUUCCAGUUCUUCUUGGCCUCAUUGGAGUGUGGAAUGCAACCUUCCUUGGCUACCCAUCAAGGGCAAUUCUCCCGUACUGCCAAUCCCUUUCGAAGCUUGCUCCCCAUAUCCAGCAGGUGAGCAUGGAGAGCAACGGCAAGGGUGUUACAAUUGAGGGCCUCCCAACGCCCUACCCGACUGGCCAGAUCGACUUUGGUGAGCCAGGAACGAAUGGUCAGCACAGCUUUUACCAGCUCAUCCACCAGGGCCGUGUCAUUCCCUGCGACUUCAUUGGUAUUAUCAAGAGUCAGCACUCUGUGUACCUGAAAGGGGAGAUGGUUAGCAACCAUGAUGAAUUGAUGUGCAAUUUCUUUGCUCAGGCAGAUGCUCUUGCGUAUGGCAAGACGAAGGAACAACUUUUGUCCGAGGGUGUACCAGAGGCGCUGGUUUCACACAAGACUUUUACUGGCAAUCGCCCGUCGCUGAGCAUUUUGCUUCCUACACUGACUCCGUACACUGUUGGCCAGCUGUUGGCCAUGUAUGAGCACCAAGUUGCGGUGCAGGGUUUCGUGUGGGGAAUCAACAGUUUUGACCAGUGGGGCGUCGAGCUUGGAAAGGUUCUGGCUCUCAAAGUGCGGAAGGAAGUCAGCUUGUCUCGGAACAAGGGGACGAAGGUUACGGCAUUCAAUUAUUCGACAAACUUUCUGCUGAACCAAUAUUUGAAGGAGAAGGAAGAAGUGAUGAAGACGUUCGACUGAAAGCAGUGAGUGCUUUGUGAACACCGAGGCAAUGAACAGGUGGGGUUCUGCACUGUCGGCGAGUGGAUUGCGGUGUGGAUUCUGUUGGGGGAAAUUGUGGGUGGAGCUUUCUUUCUCUCGUGCAGUUGGUUGCCUGCAGGUUGAAGGUGGUUAAGCUCAGGUGAAGUGUGUGCAAAAGCCAAUGUGGUGUUGGUAGAGUACUAGGGUGCGCGAGAUAGCAAGUUGAGAACACUUUAUGCGGAGUAUAGAUAGUACCACCCAUGUGCGGCAUCUAGAUUUGCUCUUUUUUUUUGUGUGUGUGUGUGUUUUGAAACGUUGAGCAUCAAAUGUAUUGUUAGGUACUCAGUGGCUCAUGUUGAGCAUGGGGAUUUUGUACGUUGGCUUGGAUGACCAUAGAGGCCUGCAGGUUUUGUUGUCCCAUUGGUCCUGUGUUUGCGGCCUGUUUGUUCUCUAAGCUUUAUUCUUUGAAGA